This is a messenger RNA of Callorhinchus milii (elephant shark), 3309 nucleotides long. RefSeq names its product mutS homolog 2 (E. coli) (gene msh2). The record is from RefSeq and is a predicted model, not a curated record. The coding region runs from base 39 to 2837 and encodes 932 amino acids. Gene Ontology annotation, molecular function: ATP-dependent DNA damage sensor activity; ATP binding; mismatched DNA binding. Gene Ontology annotation, cellular component: MutSalpha complex; nucleus. Gene Ontology annotation, biological process: somatic recombination of immunoglobulin genes involved in immune response; mitotic recombination; mismatch repair. Lineage: Eukaryota; Metazoa; Chordata; Chondrichthyes; Chimaeriformes; Callorhinchidae. The transcript is spliced from 16 exons.
UGUGACGCAGCGAGCGAGGAGCGCGCGAGGUGACCGUUAUGGCGGUGCAGCCGCGGGAGAAGCUGAGCUGGGAGGGCGGGCAGGACGGCGGGCUGCAGGCCUUCCACAGCUCCCUGCCGGACAAGCCCCGCACCACCCUCAGGGUGUUCGAGCGCAGCGACUACUACACCGUCCACGGCAAGGAUGCCAUCUUCGCCGCCAAGGAGGUCUUCAAAACCAGCGGCGUCAUCAAGUACCUCGGCACAGGAAGCAAUAAGUUGGAAAGUGUUGUACUCAGUAAGAUGAACUUUGAAUCGUUGGUCAGGGAUCUGUUGCUGAUCCGACAAUACCGUGUUGAGGUUUACAGGAAUAAAGCUGGGAGUAAGUCCUCAAAGGAGAAUGACUGGUAUUUGGCGUGCAAGGCUUCUCCUGGUAACUUGACCCAGUUUGAAGAGAUUCUCUUUGGCAGCAGUGACAUGUCUGCUGCAGCUGGUGUUGUUGGUGUUAAACUGGGCACUGCAGAUGGACAAAGGGUUGUUGGAAUUGGCUAUAUUGACUCAACACUCCGGAAGUUAGGAGUGUGCGAGUUUCCAGACAGUGAUCAGUUUUCGAACCUUGAGGCGAUGCUGGUGCAGAUUGGGCCGAAGGAGUGUAUAUUAUCGAGUUCUGAGACGGCAGGAGAUAUGGCCAAACUCCGUCAGGUAGUUCAACGAGGAGGCAUCUUGAUAACUGACCGAAAGAAAAAUGAAUUUACAAAUAAAGAUAUCGUUCAGGAUUUGAACCGCCUGCUGAAAGCAAAGAAAGGGGAGCAGGUGUCCAGUGCUGCUUUGCCAGAGAUGGAAAAGCAGGUUGCCAUGGCCUCGGUUUCUGCUGUCAUCAAAUAUUUGGAGCUCCUCUCUGAUGAAACUAACUUUGGGCAGUACCAGCUGAUGACGUUUGACCUGAACCAGUACAUGAGGCUGGACAAUGCAGCUGUGCUUGCGCUCAACCUCUUCCAGGGUUCGUCAGAAGACGCCCAUGGUACACAGUCGCUGGCCGGCCUGCUGAACAAAUGCAGGACCCCUCAGGGACAGCGCCUAGUUAACCAGUGGAUCAAGCAACCCCUGAUGGAUAAGAACAGAAUUGAGGAGAGGCUUAACCUGGUGGAGGCCUUUGUGGAAGACCCAGAGCUUCGGCAGAAUCUACAGGAGGAUUUGCUGCGGCGAUUUCCUGACAUAAGCCGACUAUCAAAGAAGUUCCAGCGUCAUACAGCACACCUACAAGACUGCCACCGGAUCUACCAGGCUGUGAAUCAACUCCCAAAUGUAGUGCAGGUGCUAGAGAGAUAUGAAGGAACGCAUCAGAUGAUGUUGAAAGCUGCAUUCAUCUCACCGCUAACAGACCUAAUCGCCGAUUUCUCCAAGUUUCAGGAAAUGAUUGAGACAACUUUAGACAUGAAUCAGGUGGAAAACCACGAAUUUUUGGUGAAACCGUCUUUUGACCCAAAUCUAACUGAACUGAGAGAGAAGAUGGAUGAACUGGAGAAAAAUAUGCAGUCAACUCUGAACCAUGCUGCCAGGGAGUUAGGGCUUGAAGCAGGCAAGACUAUGAAACUGGAAUCAAGUAUUCAGUUAGGUUACUAUUUCCGAGUUACCUGCAAGGAGGAAAAGGCUCUUCGCAACAACAAGAAAUUUAAUACCAUAGACAUACAGAAGAAUGGAGUUCGGUUUACAAACAGCAAGCUGAGUUCCUACAACGAAGACUAUAUGAAGAGCAGGGAGGAGUAUGAAGAGGCCCAGGAUGUAAUUGUGAAAGAAAUCAUUAAUAUCUCUGCAGGAUAUGUGGACCCUCAACAGACACUAAAUGAUGUGAUUGCUCAACUGGAUGCAGUGGUGAGCUUUGCCCACGUAGCUAAUGGAGCACCAGUGCCGUAUGUGCGGCCUGUGAUUCUUGAAAGAGGCCAAGGACAGCUUAUCCUGAAGGGCUCCAGGCAUCCCUGCAUUGAGGUUCAGGAUGAGGUAGCCUUCAUUCCCAACGACGUCACCUUCGAGAAGGAUAAACAGAUGUUUCAUAUAAUAACCGGUCCAAACAUGGGUGGAAAAUCCACAUAUAUCCGCCAGACGGGUGUGGUUGUGCUGAUGGCCCAAAUCGGUUGCUUUGUGCCCUGUGACUCCGCAGAGGUCACCAUUGUGGACUGCAUCAUGGCUCGAGUCGGUGCUGCAGACAGUCAGCUCAAAGGAGUAUCAACCUUCAUGGCCGAAAUGCUGGAGACUGCAGCUAUCUUGAGGUCGGCGACUGAACACUCCCUGAUUAUUAUUGAUGAGCUGGGCAGAGGCACUUCUACGUAUGAUGGCUUUGGCCUGGCGUGGGCUAUAUCCGAAUACAUCUCUACAAAGAUCUGUGCCUUCUGUAUGUUUGCCACUCACUUUCAUGAACUGACAGCCCUCGCUGACCAAGUGCCAACGGUGCAUAACCUGCACGUCACCGCACUUACAACAGACGAAACAUUGACCAUGCUGUACCGUGUGAAAAAAGGGGUUUGUGACCAGAGCUUUGGGAUCCAUGUAGCCGAACUUGUCAUGUUUCCCAAACACGUCAUCGAGAAUGCCAAGGAUAAGGCACUGGAGCUGGAGGAGUUUCAGAACUUGGGGAAGUCAGAUGAUUCUGAUGAGGGCCCUGCAGCCAAGAAAUCUCGUCAAGACAAAAAGGACGGUGAAAAGAUCAUUGCAGACUUUUUGUCAGAUGUUAAGGCCUUGCCCAUGACUGAUGCGUCUGACGAAGAGAUGAAACGGGAACUGGUGAGGUUGAAGUCUGAAGUCCUGGCUAAGAAUAACCAUUUUGUUCAAGGAAUCCUUUCAAGAUCCAAAGUGGUGCCAUAAAAAUAUGGUAUUAAAGUCAGAUGUAAUUUCACAGGUGUACUGUAUAGUUUGAGUAAACGCAACCUUUUUUUUGGGAAGAGCAGAUGAGACAGUCUGAAAUAUACGUCCCAGCGAAAUGCAACCCACUGUUGUUCCCGGGGAUGGCAAACCCUUCACUCUGAGACAGUACUGUGUGGUUCCUACAAAUGGUAAGUUGGCUACGUUUGUGGUAACGGAGGAAUUACUGUCUGAAAAGGGAUCACGACCUUUUAAUUUUUUUUAACUAAAACUUCAAAGUGGGUUUUGUGGCCACAUAAAUGACCGAAUCUCUGGGCAAACUGGACCUGUAAAAAUACUAUACAAUUCCAAUAUGUGAUGUUCCUGCUAGUUGUGCACAACAGACCUAAGGCAGCCUCAAUACAUUUCAAUUCAAGGAUUUCUAUUGUUUUUUUUGUACUGAAAUUUGACUUUUACAAUAAAUAUAUUAAAGUCU